AUGGCAGGCAAUGUCGACUUGACGGGCGAUGAUCUCACCUACGAGCUCGACGCGAGAAGUGCCUCAUAUUUCCGCAAUCAAGCAUGGCCUCUACACAUGGAUCAAGUUGCUGCUCCACGAGCAGAUCCGAGGAGGAACAUAUCACCUAUUCAGACCACCAGCCAUGGUCUACGACAGACCACUAUGGCAGAGCAUCCAAUGAUGGAUAGCUGGAGGUUUCAAACGCAGCAACAACUUCACCAGCACAACCACAUAGACUUCUCCGCUCAACAACCGUCGUAUGAUAUGCACUUCGAAAGUCAAUUCCAUGGCCUCCCGAUACAUCCUUCGCAUUUGGCGAUGAUGCCUGUCUCGCAACCUUCCGUCACUACGGGCUUGUCUCUCGAAUCCACAUAUCUGCCCCUCGAUUCCGGCAUUGAUGGGAUGCCGCGAAACUGGGCCGAGUUCCAGAGCGAAUUGGUCAAUUAUACAACCACAGAUAUGGGACUUGCCGUAUCACCUUACCAACAGUUGACCAGCUCGCCAACUGGAUCACAUCUCGAAGUUUUGUCACAACCCAGUUCAUGUGACGAGCAUGGAUGGACCUUGGUGGAGCCUCGCUCCUCCUUCGAAUCCUAUGAGCGCCAUUUCUUCGUCGACCCGAAUCAGACUGUGCACAACAGAACGUUGUCGGAGUCGUCAUACUCGGACCUCGAACCUCAAGGGAAUGGCACGUUCAUGUCGACCCUGGAUAUGGGCCAUUCUCAAGCCGUGUACUCCCCAACCACCUUGUCUGACAGUGAUUUCGAAUUUCCGCAUUCUCACCGCCUCUCGAUGGACCAUGGUCCUGCUUCUACCACUAGCAUCAAUCCUACGGCUCUCGUUCGCUCAAUUCAUAACCCUCCCACCCAGUCUUCUGGAUCUAUCGUGCGAUCCCCUGGCUCUCAAGCCUCAGCUGGCUCGCCGGGUCGGAAGGGUUCACGGAAAAGUCAUAUUGCUGCCAGGUCGACGGAUAAAGUUGUCAAAAAGACUGCUCAAACGGGCAAAGCAGAGGGUGAGAAGCGUGUGGGGCGAAGGAGAGGCCCCCUCCGGCCUGAACAACGCAAACAGGCCAGUGAGAUCCGGAAGUUGAGAGCAUGCUUGCGGUGCAAGUUCUUGAAGAAGACAUGUGACAAGGGGGAGCCCUGUGCAGGAUGUCAACCUUCGCAUGCCCGCCUGUGGCAGGUGCCGUGCACUCGAAUUGAUAUUAAAGAGAUCGGGUACUUCUUGAAGGACUGGAAGUUCGACUAUGAACGACAUAUCUCCCUCGGAUUCUCCGUUGGCAACAUCAAAGGGUUCUCUGACACGGAAAAGACGUUAUUCAUAACGCAUGGAUACGGUCAUAUGUUACCCGUAACCGCCCGGGAGGUUUAUGUCAGAGAUGAGACAUGCCUAAAAUUGGAUUGGAUCGAGGCCCACCAAUUGUCGCCAGAAGGGUAUGAAGUUUCUACCGCCAAGUUGUCUGCUGGCAUGGAAGGUAUCUCGACGACCAUGCUGAGCGACUACCUUGACCGACACAUCGACGGAACCGGCACAUUUGAGAAGUUUGUCGACGACUAUUUUGAAGGCACUCCGUUUCUUUCGCAAAUGCUGAAGACCGCGUAUCGAUUCUACUUCAAGACCGGCUCCAAGAUCAUCAAGAAGGCUCUGAAGCUCAUGCUUGCCUACAAUCUGACCUUGCACAUCACCAUGGUUGAGGGAGUGCCGUCGGAAGAAACGUUUGUUGGAAAGAUAGAAGAGCAGACAUCCAAGUUCUUUGGCAAGACCAUGGCGCCUGUGAUGAUCAACUUCCAGAUCAAGUGCGCCAUGGCCGAUAUGUGGCGAGAGCUGCAUAAGGAUGUGCUUGAGGAACUAUCAAGCUUGUACUCCAGUGUCUACAGUGGGGACAAGCUCAAGAACUGGCCGACCAUCUUUAUUCUGGCAUCGGUGCUGUUGGCAGUAUGGGAAUGCAUGCAGUUCGACUGCCACUACCGCGUUCCUGACAGUACUGCUGUGGAUAAAUUCUGCAACGACAUGGAAACUACCCCAGUUGGUGUGGUUGUUGGCCUCUUCCAGGCCAUUUCUCAAAAACUGCCAUCCUUCCUUGAAUGGGACACCUCCAAACACCAUGCACUGUUGGCAUCCAACCCUGAUGUCUGCACCACCAUGACCGAGGUUCGAGAGCAUGUUACGCGAUAUGAAAAUUACCUUCGUGGUCGACCCAAUGCGCGAUUCGACAGGAAAGAUUUCGAUUCCCUGUCGAACAAGUUUCUGGCCAAGUUGGUCAUCCGAGCCAAUUAA
Molecule: messenger RNA, 2298 nt
Organism: Capronia coronata CBS 617.96
Lineage: Eukaryota; Fungi; Ascomycota; Eurotiomycetes; Chaetothyriales; Herpotrichiellaceae
Exons: 2
Coding region: 1-2298 (765 amino acids)
Biological process (GO): regulation of DNA-templated transcription
Molecular function (GO): DNA-binding transcription factor activity, RNA polymerase II-specific; zinc ion binding
Source: RefSeq, a predicted model, not a curated record